This is a messenger RNA of Rotaria sp. Silwood2, 870 nucleotides long. The record is from the annotation of a GenBank genome assembly. Lineage: Eukaryota; Metazoa; Rotifera; Eurotatoria; Philodinida; Philodinidae.
AUGAAAGCCUUUUCAAUAGUUUCUCGUGAUGGCCUUUCACUUGCUUGUUAUCAUUGGAUGGCUAAAAAUGCCAACUCACCAAAAGCUUUAUUAAUUCUUAUACAUGGUAUUGCUGAACAUAGUGGUCGGUAUGAAUAUUUAAUUGAAUUUUAUAAUAAAAAUAAUUUUGCAAUUAUUGCAAUGGAUCUUCGUGGUCAUGGUCAAAGUGCUGGACAGCAUGGAUUUAUUCCAAGUGUUGAAGCAAUCUUUGAGGAUUUGGAUUUAUUAAUAAAUGAAGCAAAACGAAUAUAUCCAUACUGUCCAGCUGUGCUUUAUGGACAUUCUAUGGGUGGAAAUUUAGUAUUAUCUUAUACGCUUGAUCGAUAUCCAAAUAAAAAAGAUCAAUGUCCAUAUCAAGCAUUAAUAGCUUCAAGUCCUUGGAUUCGUCUUGCACGACCACUUCAACCUCCACGUCCUAUUUACUCAUUAAUGUUAGCAGCUUGUCGAAUUCGUCCUUCUACGAAUGUUCCACUUCACUUUGAUCCACAUAAAAUUACGCGUGAUGAAGAUAUUGUUGAUUCGUAUUAUAACGAUCAUACUAUACGUCGAACAGCAACAUUAUCACUUGCUCGUAAUGUAGGUGGCAUGGCAGCAAAACUGGAUCGAGCAAGUUGUAUAUUUCAUAUACCAGUUUUAAUUCAGCAUGGUCACGCUGAUUUAAUAACAAGUCAUAAAGCGAGUUUUAACUUUUCUACAAGGGGAAGAAAUAUUGAUUUUAAAAGUUGGGAUAACUGUUAUCACGAAUUACAUAGUGAACCUGAAAGAGAGGAAAUAUUUAAGUUUACACUUAAUUGGAUACGAGAGAAAGUUUUUCUGGAGAAUUUUUUUUAA